Molecule: messenger RNA, 2514 nt
Organism: Brassicogethes aeneus
Lineage: Eukaryota; Metazoa; Arthropoda; Insecta; Coleoptera; Nitidulidae
Source: the annotation of a GenBank genome assembly
GGUUAGUUGUCAUUUCUUAAAUUUAGCACAAUGGGGUUUAAAAGUCUGUUUAAUUUAUAAUAUCGUUAUCACCCAUCUAUUUUCCAUGACUUAAAUAAUUGUGUUGGUAGUAAAUUGGUAAUAUAACCAUGGAGUUCCCAAAACCAUCAACUAGCGGAGUUUCGAUAGCUGCUACGAAAAAAUCCGUGCCAAAUUAUGUUGAUGUUACUAGCGAUUUCACCGAUGCUGUUAAAGAUUUAAGGCUGGGCGAGCUACUGCAUGACGAGCAAUUCGGUUUAUUUGAAGCAAUGUCAGCAAUCGAAAUGAUGGACCCCAAAAUGGAUGCAGGGAUGAUUUGUAACAGAGGCGUCAGGAAAAUCAAGUCAUUCGAACAAGCAAUCAAAGAUGAAACAUUAAAAAUUGAUCACUUUCAAGAUAGUGAAGUAAUUGGUAUUAUUGACAAUACACUGGCUUGUCUGGUGUCCUGGCUUGAAGGCCACUCCCUAGCUCAAACGGUUUUUAUCAAUUUGUAUUUGCACAAGCCUUUUUUAAUUGAAGAUAAAACAUUAAAGGCAUUUUGUCUAUCAAUGUACAAGCUAUUGGAGAUUAUCAAAGAAUUUAUUCAUAAAGCCAUGGUUUAUGAAGAAGAAGAUUUCCAACCAAUGCAAUAUGGCUAUCACAUUUUUCCUGACAUAUCUGAGCAAAGAAUGAUAGGUAUGCUCAGAGAGGUUGAGGAAGAACUCCAUAGAAAAACUAGAGCAAGGCAAUCAGAGGUGGAAACUCAGGCAGUUCAUGCCAGGAUAAAAUUCAUUAGGGUUCUUUUACAAUCUUUAAUAUUGCUUAGGAAGGAAGAUCAACAAUCAAUACAAGACUGUCAAAGACAUUUAGCUACAGCUCUGGAAAUGUUGCUGAUUAUGCAGAACACUGUACAGCAUGGUGUACAGUAUGAAGAAGUUGAAAAUGAGUACAAACUGGGAUUUGAACCAUCCAUAAACCAAAGGCUAUUACCACCGACAUUUCCACGAUACACGAAAAUUAAAUCUAGAGCAGAAGCUGUGCUUUAUUUUAUUGAAAUGACUGAACGUUUUAAAAUAGUUUGUAAAAUACAAGGUAUUACAUCUUUACAUCAAGCCCUUGACUUUUUCAUAGACUUUAGUAAAACAGGGCCUUGCAUAUUGUCCCGGUCCGCGCUGCAAUUACUUUACCCUGGAACAGAUAUAUCGAACAUUAGAGAAAUUCUCAAAGAUGCCGUCAAAAAUUUUAUAUGUCCUCCAGCGCUGGUUUCCAAGGCCCUACUAAGCAAUUACCAGGCGAAAAACUGCGUUGACACUUUCUUGAAUCAUUGCGUAAGGCCUUUCGCGAAUUUCUUGCAACUUUGCGGGCACAAUCGAGCGAGACAACGCGAUAAAUUGGCUCAUUUAUUGGAGGAAUUCACCACACUACAAGACGAGGCUGAAAGAGUCGAUGCCUACUUACACAAUAUAUCAGUACAAUCUCCUAUAUCAAGGCCGCAUGUGGCAUGUUUUGGCACCUGGAUUUUAUAUCACACUUUGAGAAUUAUGAUUAUGUAUCUCUUGUCCGGGUUUGAGCUGGAACUAUACAGUGUACACGAGUACUACUACAUUUAUUGGUAUUUAUUUGAAUUCCUCUAUGGCUGGCUUACAUCGGCCCUUUCGCGAGCAGACAGCUUUUUGGUCGAAAACGAAAUUAUCCUGGAAUUACAAAGAAAUAAAGGCGCAAUCAAAAAGAAAACCAAGUACAAAAAGAAACCAAGACCAUAUAACAAACACAUCAUUUAUCUGCAAGCCUUACAGAACAUGUGUGGAGGCUAUUACAAGGCCUUAAUGGGAUUUAGACUGGACGAAAAACUGCUGACGCCGCAUCAAAAAUUCGAUAACGAGCAAGUGCGAUACGAGCACCGUUUUGCUCCGUUUCAAAAUUUGCUGACUCCACCUCCGGUGGUUUACUCGGAAUUUAAGGAUAUGACGUCGUUAGAGCGUUUUCCUCAGCAGCCAGUGGACAGUUGCUUUCUCUAUGUUGCCGGUUGUAAGCAUUUUCACCAGGCUAGGCAACUUUUGGAGAACUGUCAACAUCAGGAUGGCGAAAUUUUGGAUUUGAUAAAGAUAGCCAAGACGAAUUUUGUGGUUUUGAAACUUUUGGCCGGCGGUCACAAAAAGGAUCCUUCGAAGCCGAUCUCCUUCGAUUUUUCAACGAAUAAGCAUUUUGCUACUAUUAAAAUUAAUUGAUUUUAGUAAAAUUCACAUCCAGGUCUUCUAUUCUCAUUGAUUAAUUAAUUGUUGGUACUUUUUUUAAUAGUAAUUUUAUUGUUCUCUAGUCAAUUGCAUCAGUUUUAACUAAAAAAAGUUUAACCCAGUGUUUUGUGCAAUACGGUUGUAUAAAUAUUCAUCAGUUUCAACAAAGUUUUACAUAAUAUUUUAUGUAUUUAUUGUUUUGGAAAGUUUUUUAUAAUUUAUUGUCAUCUUGUAUGAAAUCAUCUUGAAUUGUAUAUAUUUGACUGGCGGUUACGAGAAAUAA